Dreissena polymorpha is the source of this 855-nucleotide messenger RNA. Its product is annotated as potassium voltage-gated channel subfamily H member 7-like. The record is from RefSeq and is a predicted model, not a curated record. NCBI's taxonomy places the organism in Eukaryota, Metazoa, Mollusca, Bivalvia, Myida, Dreissenidae. Gene Ontology annotation, molecular function: inward rectifier potassium channel activity. The transcript has 7 exons. Bases 1 to 855 code for a protein of 284 amino acids. Gene Ontology annotation, biological process: potassium ion transmembrane transport; membrane repolarization during action potential.
AUGUCAUACCUGUAUCAGCUAGAGUUGAAGCCAUUUAUAGUGGAUGUUGUUGCUCCUAGGGAGGGUACAGCAGAAACGCAGGAUGGUUGGCUAGAAAAGCUAGCGUCCAAUAUCCACGAGCCGUACGUCACUGACAGCGGCCCCAGCGUCAAGACGUUCUACAUAACGGCGCUGUACUUAACGUUCACCUCCCUCACCACUCUUCUAAGCGCCGCUAUCUUUGGCACUGGUAGCUCGAUUAUGAUGAGAGUGGAGCUGGGAUCGGACGAAUACCAUUAUAAAACCCAGAGCAUCAAAGAGUUUAUCAACUUUCACCAUCUGCCCAAAAACCUCGCUUCGCGUCUACAAGAGAGCUUCAAGCAUACGUCGGCGUAUACCAAUGAAAUCGACAUGAACACAGUUUCAAAGAGUUUUCCGGAGUGUCUGCAGGUGGAUAUCUGCCUUCAUCUCAAUCGGAAUCUGCUUAACAACUGCACCGCCUUCCAGAGAGUCUCGGCAGGUAAGGACGCCUUUUUCGGAGGGGACGUUCAAGACCUGACCAACAGUGGGAAGUCUCUGUACUUUGUUCGCGCCCUGACCUACUGCAAUAUCAACAAGAUCGAGCUGUCUGUGCUGAAAGAGACGCUUUAUACGUACCCGGAGUUUGCACAGGAAUUUAUGGGAAAGAUACAGGAUACAUUCAACCUGAAACGGGGUGUGUUGACGGAAACCCAACGGCAGACGAAGAUGGACGACGAAACACUCAAAUUUAUCCGUCAUAAGAGACCGCACAUGCAAUCGAAAGGCAGACGCCAUGUCUAUGACGCCGACCUCACGACCGGUAGAUCCGGCUUCCGUAAAAAAGCUCGCCAUUAG